Racocetra persica is the source of this 148-nucleotide messenger RNA. The record is from the annotation of a GenBank genome assembly. Lineage: Eukaryota; Fungi; Glomeromycota; Glomeromycetes; Diversisporales; Gigasporaceae.
CAAAGAACAAAAUAAGCAAGGCAAAAGCAAGAAAGCAAAAGUGCAGAAAACUAGUGAAAGAGCAAUAGAAGAAAGGCAAAAGCAAGAAAGUGAAAAUGCAAAAAACAAGCGAAAGAGCAAUAGCAGAAAGGCAAAAGCAAGAAAGUGA